This is a messenger RNA of Dromaius novaehollandiae (emu), 3779 nucleotides long. RefSeq names its product centrosomal protein 68 (gene CEP68). The transcript is spliced from 9 exons. NCBI's taxonomy places the organism in Eukaryota, Metazoa, Chordata, Aves, Casuariiformes, Dromaiidae. Bases 1097 to 3418 code for a protein of 773 amino acids. The record is from RefSeq and is a predicted model, not a curated record.
CUGUGGGAAUGCCCCUGAACAAGAACGGUGCAACUCAGGAUUUGGGUCCACCUUCCCAGGACUGGGCCUUUUGCCAGCAGGCCAGUGUCACUGGUUAACUGCAUAUUACUCCACUUACCCCAUCCCUGUGAAGCAGUCUUAUGCAGGGUAGCAUUUCUCCAAGCCUUUUACAUAGAUAACCACUCCUUCUCCAAAACUGGCUAGGUGUUUUUGCACUUGACACAUUUAAUAAGUCUGAUCAGUGUGUUGGUUUCAGAACUGAGUUACUAAAACGGUUUCGAUGCAGUUCUUCCAUUAAAAGCUCGUAUGUCUCUGUAGGGUAGAUUGUAUCCUGAGACACACAACACAAUAUCACAAAUCCUGAAAAAAAUCUACUACUAUCUAUGUGUGUUUUGGUAGUUUCAAGCAUUAGGUUCUGGUCCCAGAACUAAUAAACACAGGUGCAAAAUAUCCAAGAAUGCAAGGACAAGAAAAAAGAAGACAAAUCUUUAACUGUUUUUUCUUGUUUCCUUCCUUUACUGUAGGGAUAGUAAUACUUCUCUAUGGAUAGAUUAUGAGGAUAUUUGCUUUGUGUUUGCACAGAAGUAUACUUUGAAGAACCUAUUUGUGUAUGACUUAAAAGUUCUGACUGAUACUGUGUCUUGGUAUGUGAAUUUUAUGAAACUACAAAGGUGGUGUUUUCCAAAUGCUCAUCUGAUCCCAAGGUUGUGUCUUUGUCUUCUCGCUUCCCUGUUGAAACACCGUGGAGCAACCUUGGAGGGACUCCAGACCAGCAAGCGGACAGAGAAGCACUCUUGCACCUCAGUCACUAUCCAUUCGAGUGUCAACAACUUUGGAUAAAAAUACAGCUGCUGCCUAAAACAAGCAGGUCUUCCAAAACUUUCCAAGGAGCACGUAGCCUUCAUCCAGCAAGAGGAAAGGCGAGGUUUGGGCUACACCAAUUCCCCUCCAUUCAUCCUCGUCUGUGCCACAACACCUAGCCCUGACCUGCAGCUGUCUGUGUGGUUUUGAGUGGAUGACAGUGCUGGCUUGGCCUGAAUAGAGGCUUUCUGGCAUCCAGGAAAGCAUCGAAACUGAUGAAUGCGAAGCAGGGGAGAUGGGUGGCAGACUGCUGCGUUCUGAAAGCGCCCAAGGCUCGGCAUCGUCUUUCGAAGAAAGUGCUGCAUUAAUGGCCUUGGACGUAGAAAAAUCACUUUCCGAAGCCUCGCUGAGCGGGAAGACCAGGCACUAUGGUAGGUGGAACUACACAGACGCAGAGAUGGACUAUCCUGAGCUAUCUGACAGCGUGCACUGGCGCUUAGACACGGAGGAAGUCAGAUCCUCCCCAAAGGGAUCUGCGCGCCUGGCGAUGAGCGGACCUGGUCGCUUGGUCGCUGGUGUUACCCAGAGGGAUUCGAGCUACUGCAGGGAAGUGCCUUUAGCAUCUGCAUCCAGACUGUCCAGAGUGAAAGCAAACUACGUGGAGAAACCACCGUUCCUUUCCAGCCUGACUCCUGGUAGCGAUCUGUCCCGUCACGUGAGCCGCCGUUUCUUCUCCUCAGAAGAGCAGCAGAUACAAAGGGGUUGCUCAGAGCCGGCAUCCAGCACUCCCAACCUGCAGAGCUCUGCAGAAGAAACCAGCAUCUCCAACUUCUGUCGUGAUAUCGGUAGCAAGCAGUGGAGCCACAGGUCCCCCUCCCCUUCUUCCUCCACCCUGGGGUCCUUACCUAAUAAAACCACCCUCAGCCCUGAGAACACCCUCCGGAGCCAUUCCAGAUCAAGCUUUUCCACUCUGUCUUUAGAAGAAAACGGCACCUGCGAGCAGCGGGAGAUGAAGCGACCCCAGAGCUUAGCAGCCGGUGCAGACGUGCCUCCUCCUGCAGCCAUCGCCCCUUGGGACCUGCGCCAUCAGUCCGGCCCGACAGAAGACAGGCUGCCACGUGCACGCGAGCCGUUAAGGCCGCUCCUUGAUGGCUGUGUUACCAUGGAGCGGGUGAGAAAGAUGUCGUCCUUCCAGGCUGAUUACUGGGCCUGUGCGAUACCUGAUUCGUUACCCCCGUCUCCAGACCGCCAGUCUCCUCACUGGAACCCUAAUAAAGAAUACGAAGACUUGCUUGAUUACGCGUAUCCGUUAAAGCCAAGAUACAAGCUUGGAAAGACGCCAGAACCUUUUCUCCAUGACUCAGGAAUAGAUGUGGACAGCUUUUCUGUUUCUCCCGAGGGCACUUUGACGUCCGCCAGCACGCGUGACCGAGGUAGGCAGGCUCAGGGAAGCAGAGAAAAUCCACAUAAGGAGUUUGUGGUCUCUGCAGAAAGAUUCUCUACCCCAGUGUCUAGAAAACCAAGCCAUUUAGGAUCUGUGUCUUACUAUGAACCCUCACCUAUUGCAAAAGCAGGUGCUUCUAGAGGUUUCACUAAAGAUUUAACGCUGGAUUCAGCUGGGCCAAUUUCACUUGAUCACCCUGACGUGGCUGGGAGAAGCUGGUGUGCCAGAGAGACCCCCUUUUCAAAUUACAGUGGAAAGGAAGAAAGUGCUCAUCGGUUUUUACCUACGACACAGAUGCUCCCCCUAAGAAAAGAGUGGGAAGGCGAUGAAGAAUUCCUGUCGCUGCCUCCACGACUCAGGGAGUUGGAAAGCCUGGCUCAGUACCUGUCUGAUCUUUCCUUAACUAUAAGGACACCUGGGCAAGACCGCCAAAGUCUUCCAUGUCACGGUGACAGCAAGGAGCCCCUUUCAUCCAAAUCGGCAGCUUUCAGAGAAGCAGGCAGCGAGGGAAGUGAAGAUUGCGGUGGGCUGUGUCCGUCGUACAGCUCUCGAAAGCCCAGCAGGGAAACCGCUCAACUGUGUAGCCAGCAGUACAGCGAUCCUCUGCGGAGACUCGAUCCACCUGCCAGUAUCGGGGCCGCGUUGGAUGGGAGCUACCUGAAGGAGCUGCAGGUCAGAGGGUCUCCUGAAGCCAAGGGCCAGCACAGCGAGUCCCUUGCACAGUGCAUUAAGAUGUUUUGCUGUCAGCUAGAAGAGCUAAUUCGUUGGCUGUACACAGUGGCAGACAUCACGGACCAGUGGAUGCCGCCCGCGCCAGGCGUUUGGAGCGUGACGGCGUCCGUGCACCGUUACCUGGAGUUGAAGAAAGACGUGGCUGAUCACCGAGGCCUGACGGAGCGUGUGUUGCGCAGGGGUGAAGCUCUGCUGAAGUGCAUGGCAUCAAAUUCGCCAGCUUUAAAAGACACACUGGAUCUGAUUGCAAAACAAUCAGAAGAGCUGGAAAACCACGUGGCCCAUUUGUACAAGUCAGUUCUAGCUGCUAUGGAGCCUGUGCAGGGCGAGGAUGUGAUAAAGGAUGGCAGCGUGCAGCAAACAGCUGCUCAGGCAAAAGCAGCUCAAUGGGCAAUGCCUCUAGCAGACAUGGGAUUUGUUAGCCAGUCUCUGGAUGGGUGAGAUGAAUUCCAGCAAGGAACAAAACACUACUUUCAACUCUCAUAGAGAUGCCAAAAUACAUAUAAUCACUGUGUAUGGAAUUAGCCCCUCCCCGCCCCGGCCGGGCUGAUUUCUGUUUUUUACCAUUGCUUGAGAAAGGCAAGCUGUACAGAAGUUAUUUGUUUAAUGGUGCUGACUAAGUUGGGGAGCUCUGUGAGUAAGAAAUAUACAGCUGGCCUUUUUUUUUUUUUGUCUUUAAUGUAGCUUUCCUUUUUAUAGAAGUAGCUUGUUCCAUGUAUUAGCAAAAUGUCAGGAACAAUGUUUAACUGAGUAAUCCAUAGUUUGCAGUGCAACUGUCUUAAGUAAAGCUGUGUCAUUUUAA